Messenger RNA from Aureobasidium melanogenum CBS 110374, 813 nucleotides. RefSeq lists its product as uncharacterized. NCBI's taxonomy places the organism in Eukaryota, Fungi, Ascomycota, Dothideomycetes, Dothideales, Saccotheciaceae. The record is from RefSeq and is a predicted model, not a curated record. The coding region runs from base 1 to 813 and encodes 270 amino acids. The transcript has a single exon.
AUGGACCUCCACCAACCCCAUCCGAUGAUUCCUGUUCUGACAGAGCGAGCGGCUCGGUAUAGACCACAGGACGAGAGAGCUUCCAGGAAAAAAGAGCGUUUGGUCGAUAUAGUGACGGAAACUGUGCUCAAGACACCCAAGAAGUACCACCGAACCCUGGAAACCAGGAUCAAAUGCCUUGAUGAAUGUAUCCAGGCCCUCAAAGAAGAUCGAGAUAGCGAGCCACCUAGGAACAAGAUAGAAUUGAGGACAACAAACGCAGAAUCAAGCACUGCUCAGAAGAUUCGAGAGUGGCUGUCCGCGACCUGGAGCAUAGUAUCGUUCGAGCUUAGGAAAAGCACAAAGAGAAAGAGCUUUAUCAAAGCUCAACAGAUUUGUUUACAGCUUGAAGAAGCCAAGGAUAGGCUCUGCUCAAUACACAAGGGCGCCUUUUGGGAAAGUAUACCAAGUCCUAUCAUACAGCAAACAGAAGAUAUCAGAAGCAAGAGAAGCGCGGUGAGAGAAUCGCAGCGAUAUCCAGCUAUGGAGAUGGGUUGGAUCAACACAGAGUCUGUAAGGUUGACUGAAAUUCUGUCGAGGGCUUUAGAUGACUGUGAGAAAUUGGAACAGGAGACUCGCAUGAACAAAGUCCUUUCACCAUGCUCCUCUUGCCGUGCGCCCGUAUGCACAAAAGAUUAUAUCAUGCAGCACAAAGAAGAAGUCUUGAGGUUUUGGGGGAAAAUAGUCGAGAUCGAGUCACUAGCGGAAGAGACUGUAGUUCAGAGUGUGGUGACUAGAAAAUUUAAUGCACUGCCAAGCAUGCGUCGCGGGUAA